AGCCCGUGAACCGUACAAGAUGGCAGACGUGCUGGACCUUCAUGAGGCCGGAGGCGAAGACUUCGCCAUGGACGAGGAUGGGGACGAGAGCAUUCAUAAGCUGAAGGAGAAGGCCAAGAAGCGCAAGGGGCGGGGCUUCGGCUCAGAGGAGGGGUCCCGGGCCCGAAUGCGAGAGGAUUAUGACAGCGUGGAGCAGGAUGGAGAUGAACCCCGGCCGCAGCGCUCUGUGGAGGGUUGGAUCCUCUUUGUGACCGGGGUCCAUGAGGAGGCCACCGAAGAAGACAUACACGACAAGUUCGCAGAGUAUGGGGAAAUUAAGAAUAUCCACCUAAACCUGGACCGGCGCACAGGAUACCUCAAAGGCUAUACCUUAGUGGAAUACGAAACUUACAAGGAGGCUCAAGCGGCCAUGGAGGGACUCAAUGGCCAGGAUAUGAUGGGACAACCGAUUAGCGUGGAUUGGUGUUUUGUUCGUGGUCCACCCAAAGGCAAAAGGAGAGGUGGCCGAAGACGGAGCAGGAGUCCAGACCGGAGACGGCGCUGACAGCUGCUCAAAUGCUAUUCUCCUAUUCUCUCUCCAGGAUCAGUUUGCUUCCAUCC
Molecule: messenger RNA, 600 nt
Organism: Trichosurus vulpecula (common brushtail)
Lineage: Eukaryota; Metazoa; Chordata; Mammalia; Diprotodontia; Phalangeridae
Product: RNA-binding protein 8A-like
Exons: 1
Coding region: 20-544 (174 amino acids)
Biological process (GO): RNA splicing
Cellular component (GO): nucleus; exon-exon junction complex; cytoplasm
Molecular function (GO): mRNA binding
Source: RefSeq, a predicted model, not a curated record